Macroventuria anomochaeta is the source of this 570-nucleotide messenger RNA. Its product is annotated as DUF962-domain-containing protein. The record is from RefSeq and is a predicted model, not a curated record. Gene Ontology annotation, biological process: sphingoid catabolic process. Gene Ontology annotation, cellular component: endoplasmic reticulum. NCBI's taxonomy places the organism in Eukaryota, Fungi, Ascomycota, Dothideomycetes, Pleosporales, Didymellaceae. The coding region runs from base 1 to 570 and encodes 189 amino acids. The transcript is spliced from 4 exons.
AUGGCGGUCUUUGAUCUGAAGAAGAACCUCGUCUUUUACGGCGCGUACCACCGUGAACCUACCAAUGUCGCAAUCCACAUAGGCUGUGUUCCCAUCCUGCUAGCCACUGGUUUCCUCUUUGGCACAAACACACCAUCCCUCCGCACCCCAGCACUCUUGAACCGCUUGAACCUCCCGUUCAACCUCGGAACCCUCGCCUCCCUCACCUACUCAACCCUUUACCUCAUCCUCUCGCCCAACAUCGCCGGCGCAUCGAUCACCCCUUUCAUCGUAGGCGCCGCCGCGCUAGCCAACAAGCUUACGACCAAGUAUAACCGCACGAAGGUCAACAGCGUCGCCAUCGCCGUUCACAUUGUAAGCUGGAUACUGCAAUUCAUUGGCCACGGAAAGUACGAGGGCAGAAAGCCGGCGCUGUUGGAUAACCUAGUGCAAGCGCUGUUUUUGGCGCCGCUGUUUGUGUGGUACGAGGUGCUGUUUAAGUUAGGGUUUUAUAAGGGGUUGAAAAGAGAUGUGGAGGCUUCGAUUGAAUUGGAGGUUGCGAAGCUUGGGAAGGUGAAGGCGAAAAAGUAA